AUGGCAUCAAACUCCAAUACAAGCUCCUCUCCCUACGCUCCCUCCAAUCUCUCCUCUUCCCCCUCUUCUUCCUCCUCCCCUCCACCUCCCUUACCCAACCCCAUCCUCGAACGAUCCUGUCCUGCUUCUGUCAAAAUCGUUCCCCGCAGACGCAAGUUCGAGUCCCGCAACCGCCGCCCCCCCACUCUCGUCUCCGCCGACGCCGUCCGCGCCCUCAUGCACCUCAGCCAGCGGGAGGCAGCGGAGCAGCUCGACAUCUCCCUCACGGCGCUCAAGAGCGCGUGCAAGAAGAUGGGGAUAACGGGCUGGCCGUACACGCGCAAGGAGAAGCUGGCAGCCGCCAAGUGUCUUCAAGGUCUUGAUAAGGAACCAGCUGUUGAGAGUAGAAACGAGGAGGAGGAAAUCGAGUCUGACGAGGAUAUUCCGGACAUGGCGGACGAUGGAGAUGCUGGAGGAGGUGAUAGGGCUGAUAGGAUAGUCGGGACUGAUGGUUGCUGUUGGAGGACCACCGCCGACAGAGUACAAGCGCAGUGA
Messenger RNA from Guillardia theta CCMP2712, 534 nucleotides. RefSeq lists its product as hypothetical. Lineage: Eukaryota; Cryptophyceae; Pyrenomonadales; Geminigeraceae. Bases 1 to 534 code for a protein of 177 amino acids. The transcript has a single exon. The record is from RefSeq and is a predicted model, not a curated record.